Messenger RNA from Aegilops tauschii subsp. strangulata, 2578 nucleotides. RefSeq lists its product as uncharacterized. NCBI's taxonomy places the organism in Eukaryota, Viridiplantae, Streptophyta, Magnoliopsida, Poales, Poaceae. The record is from RefSeq and is a predicted model, not a curated record.
AUUGUGAUUUGUGAACAUAGGACUAUAAACUUGGCCCAUAUCAUUUUAGAUGCUCUAUCCCCCCCUCCUCUUUUCAAAGUAUCUGCAUAGGCAAAAAGCUGUUUGGUUAUAUCAGCAGAGUGAUUUGCUCGCUGCAAUUUUUUGAAUGCUGUUGCCAAUCAUCUCGCCAAUAUCAGACGUCAUUCAUUAAUCGAUAAGUACUACUAAUGACAGCUGAAUCGGAGCCGCUAGUGGUGUUCUGGAGUGGACGGGGGAUUCAUAUAACGGUGCUAUUGAGCUUCACAGUGCAGGUGACGCUUUUCCUCUUGACAGAUAUUCGUCGACGCGCAGACUGGCCCGUGCUAAAGGUCGUCAUUUGGUCAGCAUACAUGCUGGCCGACAUGACGGCUAUAUAUGCCCUGGGUCAUUUGUCCGUGGUUGUGAGGUCGCCCGAGCAUCACCUUAUGGCACUUUGGGCACCGUUGCUGCUGGUGCACCUUGGUGGCCAAGACAGCAUCACUGCCUAUGCCAUCGAGGACAAUCGGCUGUGGCUGCGUCACCUGCAGACUUUCGGAGUGCAGGUCCUAGCAGCAGCCUAUGUGUUGUAUGCGUCUUCCGUUCUCUUCCACUCGUCCUUGCUCCGUUCGGCCGCCAUCCUCAUAUUUGUGGUUGGGUUUCUCAAGUACGGGGAGAGAGUAUGGGCGCUCAUGGGCGCCGACAGAUUUGCUAGUAGCAGCCUAUCUGCCACCAGCUACAAGGAUUUCGGCACCACAAGCCAGCCCGAUGAAGUUGAUAAAGAAGAUUUGUCUGCAGUACCAAAAGCCCGCAUGCUAGUCAUAGCUUACUCAUUGUUGGACAUCCCGAAGCAAAUGUUUGAAGGGCCGACACAUUAUGUCAAAAUCGAGAACGCGAGGCAAUAUGAUGGAAACUUUAUGUUGGGGGUGGUCGAGAUGCAGCUCAGGAUGAUGUACGACCUCUUGUACACCAAGGCUGCGGUGGUGCACACAUGGUACGGCUUCUUUGUCCGUGUCAUCUCGCUGCCCUUCACCAUUGCCGCCGCACUCCUGCUAUUCCAUGCAUUGAGGGACCAAGAUGGUUACAGAAGGGCAGAUGUCUUUGUCACCAAAGUUUUGCUCAUUGGUGCAGUCGUCCUGGAGACCAUGUCAGUGUUGAGGGCCGUGUUCUCCACUUGGAUGGCCGCGCUGCUGUAUGAACGAAAAUGGUAUAAGCUUGGUCGCAUGGUUCAAGCAGUUGAGUUUGUGUUCGUCACUAAGCCAAUGAUGGUACUUGUACAAAGGAAAGGCUAUUGGUCGGACCACAUGCGCCAACAUGACUUGUUUAAGGUGUUCCAUCACACUGGCCACAGUAUAGGCAGCAAGAUAGCAAAAAAGAUGGGGAGGGAGGACCUGUGGGACUCCACGUUCUACUCCUGGUCCACCCGUGCAUCAGAAGAUAUAGUUGACAAGGUAUUGGAACUAGUGUCGACAACAACCAAAGGUGAUCAGAUUGACAUCACGGGAUCACGGGGACGCAAUGCGCUAAAGAGACACAACCACUCCUUGGGGGUGGACCUGGAAUGGAGCGUGGGAUCGAAACCGGAGGAGAGAUUGGAUCUGGAUGAGAGCAUCCUCGUGUGGCACAUCGCCACCCAUGUCUACCUCAUGUGGUAUAGUGAAAAAUUACAUCCAGGUCCAAUCUCUGUACCACAUGAAACACAGACAUCAAAAAGAAUAUUGGGUCUUCCUAAAGCAACAAAGGCUGUUUGCAAUUACAUGUUUUUUCUGCUAGCCGCCCGUUCCUACAUGCUGCCUUACCCUGUUACUCGCCAGGGGUAUAUCCAGUUGUGCCAUGAUUCCAUCAAUCAUCAUUUGAGAGGCUUCUACGUCUAUGAACUACUCGAAGCCAUAUUGGACCAGAAGGAUGCUUUGAUGGAAAGAUCUCCACUUGAACCAAACCGUGCUAGAGACAUUAUUGGUGUGUCUCCAAACAGAAGAAGUGCUCAGCCGUUGGUCAAUAGUACGGGGACCCAAGCAAGUGCUCAGCGUUCAAUCAAUACUACACUUGACAGAGGAUGUCAGCUUGCCGCAAAGCUGAUCCACACAGCAGAAACAGAUACGGGUGCUGUUGGCAUCCUAGAGAUGAUCUUCGAAGUGUGGGUGGAGAUGUUGUGCUACACAGCCUACUGGUGCAACGAGAAAUCUCAUGCCAAAAACCUGACAAACGGUGGUGAGCUCAUGACCACCGUUGCUCUUAUGAUGGUAUACAUGUCAAAUGGUUUUAUUAAAAUAAAGAAAAGGGGUGAGGACAGCUCUUCUUCGGUUUAAUUGGACCGGCCCAUGUGAGUAUGUUUGUUGUUUAUCAGAGUGAAAUUAUCCCUUGAUCACGUUUUCCCCGCAUUUAUAUUGAUGGUGUACUCAUGUGUCAUUUGACAGGUACGUCCGUGUUGGUGUACUCUACGUGUUGCCAAAUUUGAUUGAGAUGUACGCAUCUUAUUUAUCUAUUGUGUAAAACAAAUCUAUAUCUCAAACGGUAUUGUUUGUAUUGUAAAACAAAUCUACGUGUGGACAUGUAACUAUUCGGUCUAAAGAUGUAAAAUUUC